GCUCAAGCCAGGAACCAACCAGCCAGCUCCAGCUCCUCAUUCCCUCAAUACACGGUUACCCUCGCCUCCAACGCUUCUCUCACACUGAGAAACCCUUUUCUUUCCAUCUCUCUCUCUUUCUCUCUAUUUCCUUCUCUUUCCUUUCCCUCCAAGCAAACGCUUUCGCCUUUCAUGUUUUUUCCUCUUCACCUUAAUCCCAACACUUCUAGCUCCGGUUCCUGAUCUGGGCUUCAACCGCAAAUGCAUCCAUUCGAACAACUGCAACCGCCACCUCCUCCGCUGCCGUCAGAACAAUUAGAACCUCAAGCACUGCAAACGCUUCUCGACUUAAUCACCGGCGUCCUCUCUCUCCUCCUCCUCUCUUCCCUCACCGUUCGAUCCUUCGUAGGACGGUGGCAAGUCGUUCAAUCAAAGCUCUGUUCUCUCCAAUGCUCUCUCUCCUCAAUCUCUGAAUCUCCUCACUGGAACGAGAACUCUUUGCUUCACACUCUUUUCCCUUCUCUUCUCUCUACUCUCCAACGUUUAAAAGCUCUCUCCGAUCAAUGUACUCUCUCUUCCUUCACCGGAGGGAAACUCCUCAUGCAAAGCGACCUCGACAUGGCUUCGUCUUCUCUCUCCAACCAUCUCCAUGACCUCGAUUUGCUUCUCAGAUCUGGCGUUCUUCACCAAUCCAACGCCAUCGUUUUGUCUCACCCGGGACCUGACUCUGAUAAAGAUGAUUUAGGAUUUUUCAUCAGGGAUCUCUUUACGCGACUUCAGAUUGGAGGCAUUGAGUUCAAAAAGAAAGCUUUAGAAUCACUUCUCCAGCUUCUAACCGACGACGAGAAAUCUACUGUUGUGGUUGCUAAAGAAGGAAAUGUUGGCUAUUUGAUUACUCUUCUCGAUGUUAGCAACCAACCUUUAAUUCGAGAAAAAGCCGUUUUAGCAGUGUCGCUGUUGGCUUCUUCAAGCGAAGAUUCGAGAAGGAUCGUCUUCGAGGAAGGAGGAUUAGGGCCUUUGUUAAGAAUCCUCGAAACAGGUUCCGUUCCUUUAAAGGAAAAGGCCGCGAUUGCUGUUGAAGCAAUCACCGCCGAUCCCGAAAACUCGUGGGCAAUUUCAGCAUACGGCGGAGUCUGGGUCUUAAUAGAAGCCAGCCGAUCUGGUUCCCAACAAACACAAACCCACGCGGUUGGCGCUCUUCGAAACGUGGCUUCCGUGGAAGAUAUUAGAAUGGCUUUGAGUGAAGAAGGUGUGAUACCCGUUUUACUCCAGUUGUUAGUCUCAGGUACCACCGCUGCACAAGAAAAAGCAGCCAAUUGCCUUUCAAUACUCGCUUCUUCGGGUGAAUAUUUUCACGCUUUGAUUAUACAAGAAAAAGGAUUGCCAAGAUUAAUGCAUUUGAUUCAAGAUUUAUCAAGUUCAGAUACAAUCGAGCAUGUUCUUCGUACAAUCAGUUCACUUUCUGUCGCAGAUUCCGUUUCACGGGUUUUGUCAUCUUCAACGGCCUUCAUUAUCCAAUUGAGUGAAUUUAUUAAGCACGGGAACAUGAUUUUACAACAGAUUUCAGCUUCUUUGUUAUCAAAGUUGUCAGUCAGUGAUGGAAACAAGCGAGCAAUUUCUAGCUGUAUGGGUUCUUUGGUAAAAUUAAUGGAAUCACCGAAGCCAGUUGGGUUACAGGAAGCGGCGGCGCAAGCGAUUGUUUCGCUGUUGACUGUCCGAUCAAAUAGGAAGGAGUUGGUUAGAGAUGAGAAGAGUGUGAUGAGAUUGGUGCAGAUGUUGGAUCCGAAGAAUGCGGCUGUUUCUAAGAAGCUUCCAUUGAUGGUGGUGACGACGGUGUUAGGCGGAGGAAGCGAUGGUUGUAGGAAGAGACUGGCGGCUGCGGGAGCCAACAAGCAUCUGCAGAGUCUGGCGGAAAUGGAAGUCGCCGGAGCUAAGAAGGCGCUUCAGAGACUCGCUGGGAAUAGACUGAAGAGCAUUUUCAGCAGGACUUGGAGGGAAUAACAAGAAAAGAUACUAACCCCCGCCAACUAAGGAGUUCGUUUGGAAUUUUCUAACUGUCAGAAGAAUGAGAAACUGCUUUGGUGGAAAAGCGACAAAGACGCUUCGUAUACUCCAGACUUUUUCCCCUCAUAUCAUUAAAAAAAAAAAAAGUUUUAAUAUACCAUUUAAAAUAUCAAUUAGCAUUUAAUAUUUUAUAUCUGAUGACAAAAGGAAUGGAUGCGGUUUUUAGGGAGUAUCCUCAUUUUGCUCGUUUUUGUUUUUAAUUUUUUUUAAUUAAUAUUAGAUUAACUUAUGAAGGUGAGUUGUAAGGGAAGGAUACGAGCAUACGACGAUUGUUAUGUUUCCUUCCUUUUUUUUUUUCUUUUCUUUUCUUUUCUUAUGGACGUUGUUUUAUAAUGUAAAUUCCUGAAAUCUUUGUUUUAUGAAAUGAAAUGAUUUGGCUU
This is a messenger RNA of Durio zibethinus, 2423 nucleotides long. RefSeq lists its product as uncharacterized. The record is from RefSeq and is a predicted model, not a curated record. Gene Ontology annotation, molecular function: protein binding. Lineage: Eukaryota; Viridiplantae; Streptophyta; Magnoliopsida; Malvales; Malvaceae.